Castor canadensis (American beaver) is the source of this 593-nucleotide messenger RNA. The record is from RefSeq and is a predicted model, not a curated record. NCBI's taxonomy places the organism in Eukaryota, Metazoa, Chordata, Mammalia, Rodentia, Castoridae.
AUGGAGCAGCUCAGAGAGUAUCGGAACACCUCUGAUGAUAACCAUCUGCUUUCAGAAGCUGCUAGUGCCUCACAACGGAGUGAGCAUCUGGACAAAGAACCAAGCAGAAAUGCCUCAAAACCACCUGUAGCCAAAGUUAAAUGUGGACUGGACUUAAACCAACAUGAACUUAGUGCUAUACAAGAAGUGGAAUCACCAGCAAGUGGCAGACCUUCUACACCAGGUAAACCAAAUUUUCUUCAAGACAGAGACCCCAUGAGGGUCUCAAUAAGCCGAGAACAAAGUUUCCUUGGGAGUCCACUUGCUCAUGACCCAUUUGGUUGUCAACAACUACCUGUUCAGAAGGGCAUCAAAAGUGAUGACUCUGAUGAAGCAGGUGAGAGUCAAGGUUCAGAAACCUGAUGUUGAGAAUCAUGCAGUGUUAAGUUAUGCUUUGGAGGAAGAAGAGUAUACAUGUCUGAGUCCAACUGUGAAGCCAUGUGAUAAGGUUAGUAAUGUCUUCAUGUAUGCUGAAUUCUUUCUCUAGUUUACCAAAAUAGUAAAAUCUGUGUUCUCUGAGAUCUGCUUUUAUUGAAGUGGAUCAAUGAUGAAAA